AUGGGGGAUGACAUCGAACUUGGAGGCUUUCGCAUGGCUUCGGAACUCGUGAAUUGGGAGCAAUAUCACGGACUUAGGGGCGCCUCGUUCGCUCGCCAGGAGAAGAAUGAAAUGGCGUGGUGUCCGGACCCUCAGGCCUUUAAACACCGUCCUAAAGAGGAUUACGAAUGGUCAAGCGACGAGGAGGACUUCUUCGCCGACUUAUGGGACGACAGGAUUGUGAGUGAAUCGGCGCGGAGCGAUUUACUAGCCAUUCGCAGAAGCAUUGUGAUGAAUCAACUAUAG
Molecule: messenger RNA, 285 nt
Organism: Rhinocladiella mackenziei CBS 650.93
Lineage: Eukaryota; Fungi; Ascomycota; Eurotiomycetes; Chaetothyriales; Herpotrichiellaceae
Exons: 1
Coding region: 1-285 (94 amino acids)
Source: RefSeq, a predicted model, not a curated record